UCAAAUGCCCUCAUUGCACUUGUUUUAGAUCGUAGUGCUGGGCCCAACCACUAGAGGGCGUCAACAUGGGCGUGUAGUGACCUGCAGCAGGCCAGUGGGCGGGAGCUGCGACACCUGAAGCGUUAGACAUUGGUCCUUGCGUGCCUAGGGGCGGAGCCUAACGAGCCUUGCAUUAAGCAGCGGAGUUUAAGGUGUACGCGGGCGAGGGUGCUCGGUCUAAGGGGAGACCGCUCUUCUCCGAUGUUUUCUCUCUCACUGACAUUGGAGGACAAUUUCAAUAAGGUGGUCAGCGAGGCGUGAACGCCGAGGAAGACGGGUGUCACUGUCGGUGUAUGAGUCCGUUCGGGGACUGCACGAGACUGAAGGAGACAAGAGUAUCUGUUACAGACCUGCAAUCUAGGAUAGCCUCUACACAUUGCAACGUGGACAGGCGCAUUUCAUCUUUAUCGUCUGCUAGGACAACUCGCACGAAACGGAACGAAGAAAGAUUGUCCUGCUCAACUAAUUCGCCCCGUCCCGUGUGUGGUUCACGUCCGAGUUCAUCCAGCCGUACCAGAACAGAGAGACGGCAACAGUUGGCGAAGCUGCGUUGCCUCAAAGGCACUGCUAACUCAAUGCGACAGCCUUUAGAGGCUCGAUGAGCAAGGGCUAGACGCCUGGGAAGACCAAGGCAGGGAUUCCCUUGGUCUUCGCUGUAAGUCGUUGUAAGCCCACGCAACUCAAGACACGGGUUUGCUUCGCCAGGAAGGGCAAGUUUACGUACCCGAAGGUGUGUAAUUUGUGGGGUCGCUGGGCGCAGCAGAAAGACACGUGAGAAGGCCAAGGUAAGCCGAAUGUGUGUGAGUGUGGCUUGAAUUGGUUCGGCCUUUCUGCCCUGAGGCCCUGAGGUGCGCCCCUCACGGAGUCCGGUCAGUGUGGGGAACACUGUUUGCUAGACGGGGCAGACUUACGCCUGGCUAAGCACGCAGUCUCGCCAGCGUCUCCUGAGUACGAUUCAGCGAGCACAAGCCUGGAGACGGUGUUGUUGACAGUAUUAGGGGCAGUGUGCGUACUCGUUGACGUAGUGGUAGCUGUUGUCGCCGCCACCGCGAAUCCCCGGUGACGUGCAAACGGCUGAAACACCGGCACGUUAUUAGAGGCGGUCAUUGCCGAGGUAGACGGGAGGUGAAGAAGGUGAAAAACACGGGGCAGGGGGCAAGGCAAGAAAGUGAUCCGGGAGACGCGUUUAGCUCCCGAAUCGACGCAGUGGUGAAAUCGUGCGUGAAGUGCUAAAAUAGUUGAGGUGUACCGAAAACGAUCGCGAGUAGAAGGGGGUGGCCUAUUCGGUGACUGCGUGGAAGGAGCUUCUUGGGUAGGGAGAGUUCAAGAAUCGUUACGUGUCCCAGUCCAGGUGCUUACCGGCAUGUCUGGAAGCGAAGGGGUGCCUCCCACAGGGGGAGCGACCACGGGGUCAUCGUCCGCGGGAGCCGGUGGUUCGCAGGCGUCACCGCUUAGCUCGUACGGUCUACCAUUCGGCGGGCGUUCACCACAAGGCGGUGUGUCCUACCCCUCCAGUGGCUACCUGCCUUCGGAGCUCCAAUUGAAACAAUGGUCGCAACAGCUGAGCUCGGCAGGAGCUAGCUCGCCGGCAGAUCCCGUCGGAUACUCGCACGGUCAACACGGAUAUCCUACUCCUUUUUCAAGUCCUGAUCCUUUUUCGGGGUUUGCAUCCUGUGGAAUGACAGUGGGUUCUCUUCCUAGCUCACUGGGCUGCAGUCGAGCCCUAAGUCCGCUAUAUCCAUCCAGCGCUGAAAAGGCUUUGCUGGGGCUCGCCGUCGGAAGUGGCAGUGUUGGUAGCGCUAAUGGCAAUGUGCCGACUGGUGGCGUUGGAAGCGGGGGUGCGAUGAAGAAAAAGCCCUCAAAACCCCGCCGGCGUGUGGCCACAGUGGCGCAGAGAAGAGCGGCUAAUAUCCGCGAGAGACGCCGCAUGUUUAACUUGAAUAACGCCUUCGAUCGGCUUCGCAAGAAGGUCCCGACGUUUGCUUACGAGAAACGCCUCUCGCGGAUUGAGACGCUCCGCCUCGCCAUCAUGUACAUCGCGUUCAUGUCUGAAGUUAUUCACCAGGGUCCGGGAGUUCCGCCAUCGCUGAAUGGAAGCCUUAACGGAGUACUCAAUGGAUCGUCGACCGGUACCCCACUCUGUGGCGGAGGAUUUAAUUCCUCGUUACAUUUAAGCAGUACGUUGAGUACAUCGUCUGCUGCGGACGAUGACGACGAAGUCCUAUCCCUGUCCUCGUUCAACUCGACAACUGGCGGUCACCACAAUUCAUCUGGGCAGUAUUCGCCUGGAGUGCACUCCUUCUAGGCUCAAACUAGAGCCGCAACACACCCAUGGAAAAAGAAGGCCACUAGUAAUAGACAAGAAUAAAUUACAUCUCCCAGUGAUGGCCAUUGUUGAGGACUGAACGAAAAUGAACCUGUGUGAAUAAUUUCGGACCAGAGACGAGUGAAAGAGAACCUGAAUCCGACAAUUUACUGUACAUACAUCUUUAAAAAAAACAAUCAUUCCACCUACUUCCUAUUGCAAAAAACAUUUGUUUAGUAUCUAGGCGAAGAGCAACAGAACAGAUAAUUUAUGGUACUAGAUACCGAAGUUUGUUUUACAGCGCAGUAGGUACAGCUCAAAAGCCGGGACCCGAUCUGAAUCUUUCGACAGAACAAAUAUGAUACGUUAUCAAUUAAACCUUUAGACGUAAAGGAUAAUGACAAACAAUUUACAUUAUGAUUUAACGUACAUAGAGCGUUUUCCAUUUGACGGUGAGCCCGUGCACAUAGUGUAGUGACUGAACAUAACAAUAUAAAACAUAAUCUAUAAGAAAUAUAUUCAUACGUACUGCAGCCCUCUUAUCUCUACGAUAGAACUAUAUCCGGCCGCUGAAAGCAAUAGUAGUGCACUGAUUUAGCAAUACCGUUAAGAAACAAGCACAAAUACGAUCUUAAUGUACAUAAAGAGAUUACGUAUAUAUAUUGCGCCAGCAUCUAUUUCCAAGGUCGUGGGUCGAUGACGAUCACAAUAAUAGCGACACGACCUCUCAUGUGAUCAAGAUAUUCUAGUCAUAUUAACAUAACAGUUACUGACACUGAUGAAAUAAACAAACGAGCGUCGAUUGUUUUUCUGCUACACGAGACUAAAAUGCUCCAUGCGUCACAACAAAAAAAGAAACUGGGUAACUCGACUGAAUCAGGGAUAGUAAUGAUGAAUGUAUGGAUAGCAAACGGAGAUCGACUGACUA
This is a messenger RNA of Varroa destructor (honeybee mite), 3272 nucleotides long. RefSeq lists its product as uncharacterized. The record is from RefSeq and is a predicted model, not a curated record. Lineage: Eukaryota; Metazoa; Arthropoda; Arachnida; Mesostigmata; Varroidae. Gene Ontology annotation, biological process: developmental process; regulation of transcription by RNA polymerase II. Gene Ontology annotation, molecular function: protein dimerization activity; DNA-binding transcription factor activity, RNA polymerase II-specific; RNA polymerase II transcription regulatory region sequence-specific DNA binding.